GUCGACACAGACACUCGAUUCCUUCCCCCUCCACCGCCUUCACUCACCGCACACCGAGUGAAUACACUGCGCGACAGCCAUGCCGACCGUCCCAUUCUUCAACGAGCUCAACCGCGCGCUCGACAUCAACCCGCCCAAUGCCAACAUCCACCUCAGCAGAGCCGGCUCCGACUGGCUCUGGGCCGUGUUUGCCGUCAUGCUGCUGUCAGACCUCAUCUUCAUCGCGUGGUCUUUUACUAGGCCCCGCGGCACACGUGUCUUCCACCAGUUGCCGAUCAUCAUCCUUACCACCGCGUCUAUCGCCUACUUCUCGAUGGCUUCCGACCUCGGCGCUACGCCCAUCCUCGUCGAAUGGCAGAGGCACGGCGGCGGUACGCGCCAGAUUUGGUAUGUCCGCUACAUCCAGUGGUUCAUCACCGCACCCCUCCUCCUGCUCGAGCUCCUGCUCGCCACCGGCCUCUCCCUCUCCGAAAUCUUCACCGCGAUUUUCAUGGUCGAAGUGACCGUGAUCUGCGGCCUGCUCGGCGCGCUCGUGCACAGCACGUACAAGUGGGGCUACUACGUCUUCGGCGUGUCCGCGCUGCUCUACGUCUGGUGGGAGUUCCUCGGCCACGGCGGGCGCAGCACGUUCGCCGCGCCCGUGCGCUCGACGUACAUGGCCGGCUCGGGCUGGUUCUCGUUCCUGCUGCUGCUCUACCCCGUGUGCUGGGGCCUCAGCGAGGGCGGGAACGUCAUCACCGUCACGAGCGAGAUGAUCUUCUAUGGCAUCCUCGACCUCUUCGCCGGCCCGUUCUUCCUGUUCUUCCACCUCUGGCGCCUGCGCGCGGUCGACUAUGCCGCGUUUGGGCUGAGCAGCGGCAAGCCGACGGAUUAUUACAGGUUCUCGGGUGAUGGUGCGGGCAUGAGGGGCACUGGUGCGCCCGUGACGGGUGCGCCGGCUGCGACUGGCCCUACUGCCACUGCCUAAACGACUGCUACGAACAAAACGACCUGCAAUGUCCCUCAUCCCCUUCCCCUCCACGCAUUGCAUACGCAAUCCCCCAUACACACCGCCACCUGACACGCCUCUAUACGAUUUGAUGCUCGCACGAAUAAAGCAAAGAUGCAUUGUAUUAUUAGUGUAGAUUUUGUCGCUUUUUGUAAUGCCCUUCGCGCUUUCGCAUAUACAUGUUUUUAUGUUAAUGACGUUUAAUGCAAUUGCGAUGCUUUGGUA
Molecule: messenger RNA, 1213 nt
Organism: Gloeophyllum trabeum ATCC 11539
Lineage: Eukaryota; Fungi; Basidiomycota; Agaricomycetes; Gloeophyllales; Gloeophyllaceae
Product: family A G protein-coupled receptor-like protein
Exons: 3
Coding region: 80-967 (295 amino acids)
Cellular component (GO): plasma membrane; endoplasmic reticulum
Source: RefSeq, a predicted model, not a curated record